AUGUCGGUAUGUUUAGCGGUCACUAAGACCAUAGCCGUUUCCAGUUUAGGGAUAUAUUGUGGAGCCAUGUGCUCUGCCGCAGUUUUGGCGCGCUUCACGCCCAUGGAUGUGAUCAAAUCGCAGCUCAUGGGGCCUGCCAAGAUCGUGGCUCGGAUUGCCGCUUCUCUGGCCACGAUCUCGUCGGUGUUUUUUGGUUUGAGUUUUUUUGGUGCCCCGGCCCAUUUACGCCAUCCAUACCUGUUGUACGGGAUGCUGGUGACUCCGGUUUCGGGUCUGUACAUGGCGGCGACCAUGCGGUUCCGGAGGCCCCGCCAGUGUCGCAGCAAGUGCCCCCGAGGCCAAGCCUUGGAGCGCCGCGCUGACGAAGCCUCGUCCGUCGUGAAGGAAGACGCGACAGACGCGACGGCCUCCUCUUUGGACGAUUCCGUGGUCGAUUUGGGCGAGCACUCCGCUGCCACCCCAUCGCAAACCAACCCUGCCCCUGUCGAGGUUCCCCCCGCCGAAAUACCAGCCCAUCACCCUCCCGUCACGUGCCACUCAUCCCGCUGUCUCGCACCAGUUCCUGUCUUGUUUGGCAUAUCCGUUGUUGGGUUCGUGCAGUCCGUUCUCGGGCUCUAUGGCGAAGGCCUGUUCGUUUAG
Messenger RNA from Lachancea nothofagi CBS 11611, 639 nucleotides. Lineage: Eukaryota; Fungi; Ascomycota; Saccharomycetes; Saccharomycetales; Saccharomycetaceae. The record is from the annotation of a GenBank genome assembly.